GCCAUCCUCAACCUGGGCAUGUGUAUAUUGAACAGUAAUUUGUUAUAACAUACUGCAGUUUAUGGACCUGAAACAGUUGCGUUAUGUGGAAUAUGGCCAGUGGUACAGUGUGUGUAUGAUAGACUGCUGUACAUUGGUGUGGUAGUCGGGAUCACUGGGGAGCACAGCAUGCAGACUCUGGCAGAUACUCCGUCCAAACUCCACCCUAACCAGGCUUGUACUCUCAGAGUGAUGAGGCUGACCAAGCCGGCCCUCAUGCCGUAUCACCCUCUGGUCAGCGAUGAGCGGGACUUACAGGGCGAGAUAUUUGCCAAAAUGAGCGACACAGAUAUUGCCAGACCAGCGGGAGUGCCCUAUUUUGGACUAGGUGACCUCUUGACCCUACCCCAAAAUUUUGGAAACAUUUUCCUGGGUGAGACAUUUUCCAGCUACAUAAGCGUCCAUAACGACAGUACCACUAUUUGUAAGGAUAUUGUCUUAAAGGUUGACCUCCAGACCAGCUCUCAAAGAUUGAUGUUGUCUGGGUCAGAGUCGCGUCCCCUGAUGGAACUCCCCCCUGACUACAGCAUUGACGAUGUCAUCCAUCACGAAGUUAAAGAGCUGGGCACACACAUAUUGGUGUGUGCAGUCAGUUACACAACCAGCCAGGGGGAGAAGAACGCUUUUAGAAAAUUCUUCAAGUUCCAGGUGUUGAAACCCCUGGAUGUGAAAACCAAGUUUUAUAAUGCAGAGGAUUAUGUCGAUCUGUGGAAUUUGGAACAAUCUGAUGAAGUUUACCUGGAGGCACAGAUCCAGAACAUUACCCCUCAGCCCAUCUACAUGGAACAUGUCAGCCUUGAUCCGUCCACGCAGUACUGCGCCAAGGAACUCAACAACCUUGAUGGCAAGGAAUGUCCUGACCUCGUGUUUGGAAAGGUGAACUACCUAAACCCUAUGGACACACGACAGUACCUGUACUGUCUCUCACCAAAACAGGAAGGAACACAGGAGAGUAAGAUCCUCAAGGGAGUCACGAAUAUAGGCAAACUGGACAUUGUCUGGAAAACCAACAUGGGGGAGAGGGGUCGUCUCCAAACCAGUCAGCUACAGAGAGUUGCACCUGGUUACGGAGACAUUCGGGUGACAGUGGAGUCUGUGCCUGACACUGUACAGCUGGAGGUCACCUUCAAUAUCGUCUGUCGAAUUACAAACUGCUGUGAGCGGACUAUGGACCUGACGUUGGUACUACAGAACAAUUCGUCCUCUGGCUUGGUCUGGUGCGGGAUCUCUGGACGACAGCUGGGGAAACUCCCACAGAAUGAGCACAUGGACCUCAACCUGACUCUGAUAGCUACUAUUCCAGGGCUACAUACAAUUUCUGGGCUGAGGUUGACAGACAACUUCCUGAAAAGAACUUAUGAACAUGAUGAGCUAUCACAAGUUUUUGUGUACAACGACUGUAAUCAAUGAAAUUUCCAGUCCAUCACAGAUGUUCUACAAGGCAAGCCUGUAGCCAUUUCGGCAUGGAUGUUCUAUACAGCAGGCCUGUGACCAGUGGUUUCUGGAUGUGGGUCCUCACAGGAACUGACCAAUGCAUAUACAAAAAUAUGUGACAAGCUUCAGAAUCUUUAUCCAGUAAACAUAAUGAUCAGUGUGUAGGGCCUUGCAGAAGUUCCAGUUAUUUUGUGGCCAUCGUUAUUGACUGGCUGGAAUGGAAUGUUUACAGACAAAAUAAUGUUAUGUAGAUUUGGUCACGAUUGAGAUGAUGAUUAAGUUACUUGUGAUUAAUGCUACCUGUAGCCUUGUGACAUUGAUCUAGUCACAUGUUACCAAGACAUUUACUGUGUUACCCGUUGCCUGAUAAACACGGCACAUAGUUAUCUUAAACCUCCAAUAUAUAACCUACACAAAAUGGAAGGGAAAUUCAUAAAUUUGUAGAUUGCUCAUUAAUUUAUUAAUCACUUAAAUCAUGGUGUACAUGAACAUAUGUUAUGCUAAAACAUUGAUGUAAUCCUGUACAAUUCAAUAUGUAUAUUAAUAGAAAGUGUAAUCAUUAUUGUUGUAAAUUCUUUAUAAAAAAUGUACAUUUAAGCACAUUCAUGUACAUGUAUUUGUGAAUAACUGUGUAUGAAACUAUAACUAUGAUUUUCAUAUGUUUGUGCUUGGGUGAGUAAAAGAGGUUGAUAACAUUUCAUUAAAGUGUUGUAUAAGUGUGGCAAUGUGUUGAUAUAUAUACACUUAUUGGAAGUAUGAACGUGUGUGAGGGACCAAUAGUUUUGUGUUUAAAUGCUUUCAUAAUUUAGCACUUUGAAGUAAGUGCAAAAAGUGCUAAAAAAUACUGCUACAAUAAUCAUGUUUACCAUAUUUGCAUUGUGGAAACUGUGUAUGUAUAGUAUGUCCACACAUGCGUUAUCUAAUUUUCCCCAACGGUUACCUCUUCGUUACGCAGUCAGUGGUCAUUGUUCAUUUGUUGCCAAAUCUACGGUUAAAAAAUGGAUUUCUUUUGUAUUAGUUUCAUGGAACAACCUGUAUUUAGAGAUCACCUUCAGGAAGUCCACAAAGUGGUCUCUUAAUACAGGUUCAGGUAUCUCUAAAAAUAACUAAUCAGAAGUUUUCAAAGUGGUCUUGUAAUAGAGUUGAUCUCUAGAGUAGGUUUGACUGUAAACACCUGGUAUCCUAGUAUAACACCUGGUACCCUAGUAUAACACCUGGUAACCUAGCAUAACACCUGGUACCCUAGUAUAACACCUGGUACCCUAGUUUAACACCUGGUUCCCUAGUAUAACACCUGGUACCUUAGUAUAACACCUGGUAACCUAGUAUAACACCUGGUACCCUAUUAAAACACCUGGUACACUAGUAUAACACCUGGUACCCUAGUAUAACACCUGGUUCCCUAGUAUAACACCUGGUACCCUAGUAUAACACCUGGUACCUUACUAUAACACCUGGUUCCCUAGUAUAACACCUGGUACCUUAGUAUAACACCUGGUACCCUAGUAUAACACCUGGUACCCUAAUAUUACACCUGGUACCUUAGUAUAACACCUGGUUCCCUAGUAUAACACCUGGUACCUUAGUAUAACACCUGGUACCUUAGUAUAAUACCUGGUACCUUAGUAUAAUACCUGGUUCCCUAGUAUAACACCUGGUACCUUAGUAUAACAAAUGUUAUGUGUUCUUUGUCUUCCACAUAAUACUCAUACUUUACAUUUCAUACAGCUGAGUGCAUUAAUCCAGUUACUGCUAGUCAGUUGUCUAAAUAUACAGCCAGUGGGACGGAUUGAACAUUUCUUACAAAAAACAUCACUGUAAUGAAUCUGUCUCGCAGUCCAGCCACUUUUGGUGGGAAGGAAUGUGGUUUGAUUAUGAAGGCCAAAAUGUAGACAGGUUAAGAAUUGGCUAUGUGAAUGAUUUUGUGCAAUAGGUACAAUUAUAUUGUAGAUUCCAUAGCAAGACAUUCUUAAUGUAUACAAGGAAGGGACAUUUCUAAUAUACCAUCAUGUCAGAAUCGUACUGUGUCCUUCCGUAUGCUUGUGUCUAACUGGAACAAGGACGUAAAUCAAUCAGAAGCUUACUGUAUUGGGUUACAAUACAUGGACAGGUCCUUGAUUGGAACUAGUUACAUAACACUCCAAGUAUCAUACCCCGGAAGGUCAAAGGUCAAGUUAGUCCAGACUACAACUUCUGAUAACAACUAGAUUUUGAUGUGAAACUUUUGUCACAGGUAUGAGUAUCAUUACUUGAAAAGUCAUGUAACACUCUCGUGCUUGUUUCCAAAAGGUCAAGGUCAUGCAAACGGCCUAAGGUCAAGUCUUUAAAUUUCGUCAAAUCAUCUUCUGAUCAUCUUCAGUUUGGCUAUUGAACUCUGUGCCAUAACAUUCCCAUAUCUGUGCCCAAAAAACAAGGUCAUAAGUUGAUAGUUUGUACCACUAUGAUAAUCAGCAUGGACAGAUACUGCCAGUCAGUACCACCUACUCUUACUGUCUAGAUAUACACGGUCAGUGACAGAAACAGUUGUUGUUAUCUGUCACUUGAUAUAAAGUCACUAUUACCAAAAUGAUAUAUCUACCAAAUUUUGUUCCAAACUCAGACAAUAAUAAUUAUUAACUUGGAACAGAUUGAUGUGAAAUGCUUUAUUUGAUCCUAAAUGACGUGUAUUCAAGUCACUUGUAGAUAAACACAAUAAACAAAGUUAAGUAUG
Messenger RNA from Mizuhopecten yessoensis (Yesso scallop), 4183 nucleotides. Its product is annotated as trafficking protein particle complex subunit 13-like. The transcript is spliced from 13 exons. The coding region runs from base 169 to 1449 and encodes 426 amino acids. Gene Ontology annotation, cellular component: TRAPPIII protein complex. The record is from RefSeq and is a predicted model, not a curated record. Lineage: Eukaryota; Metazoa; Mollusca; Bivalvia; Pectinida; Pectinidae.